UGAUGCAAUUGCGGCUCCGCCUUCUCGCCUCUGCCUCUCUCAGGAAGGGAGCUGUCGCUGCAGCACAGAGCCACACUCUCCAUUCUCUCCCUGCUGCAGCACAGACAGCCACACUCUCCAUUCUCUCCCUGCUGCAGCACAGACAGCCACACUCUCACACUCACUCCCUGCUGCAGCACAGACAGCCACACUCACACUCUCCAUUCUCUCCCUGCUGCAGCACAGACAGCCACAACGCUCACACUCUCCAUCCUCUCCCUGCUGCAGCACAGACAGCCAAACUCUCACACUCUCCAUUCUCUCCCUGCUGCAGCACAGACAGCCACAACGCUCACACUCUCCAUCCUCUCCCUGCUGCAGCACAGACAGCCAAACUCUCACACUCUCCAUCCUCUCCCUGCUGCAGCACAGACAGCCACAACUCUCACACUCUCCACUCUCUUCCUGCUGCAGCACAGACAGCCACACUCUCACACUCUCUCCUUGCUGCAGUACAGAGCCACAACUUCCACACUUACUCCCUGCUGCAGCACAGAGCCACAACUCUCACACUCUCACACUCACUCUCUGCUCCAGCACAGACAGAGCCACACUCUCACACUCUCUUCCUGCUACAUCACAGACCCACGCUCUCACACUCACUCCCUGCUGCAGCACAGACAGAGUCACACUCUCCACUCUCUUCCUGCUGCAGCACAGAGCCACAACUCUCACACUCACUCCCUGCUGCAGCACAGACAGAGCCACAACUCUCACACUCUCCACUCUCUUCCUGCUGCAGCACAGAGCCACAGCCACAACUUCCACACUCUCUUCCUGCUGCAGCACAGAGCCACAACUCUCACACUCACUCCCUGCUGCAGCACAGAGCCACAACGCUCACACUCACUCCCUGCUGGAGGCACAGAAAGAGCCACAGCUCACUCACUCACUCCCUGCCUGCUGCUGCAUCAUCCCCUGCCUCGCCACAACGCGACCCAGUCCCAGGGAACCUCUCCAGCAGCUGGGCCGAAUCCCGCCGACGCCAUGAGCGGAUACAGCGUGACCCUGGAAGGACAGCCGCCCUGGGGCUUCCGUCUCCAGGGAGGCAAGGACUUCAAUAUGCCUCUCACCGUCUCACGGGUGACCGCCGGCAGCAAGUCCGCGCUGGCGAACAUGAGCUCGGGCGACGUGGUGACGGCCAUCGACGGGGUGAGCACGGCCGGGAUGACGCACCUGGAGGCCCAGAACAAGAUCAAGGCGAGCAUCGGGAAUCUGAAGCUCGGCUUGCAGAGGGGUAAGAGACCAGCCCCCGUGCCCACCGCCACCCCCGUCAUCGAGAGCGCCCCCAUCGUCGUGCCUCACCAGAAGACCAAGGUCUACAACUCCCCUGCGGGUCUGUACGCGGGCGAGGCGGCAGAGGGCCAGAGGCGAGGCACUUGGGAGGAGAAGCAAGAUGGCGGCCCGCCCAAGGAGGUGGUGGUGGACACGAGCACGCCCGUGUUCCAGGCGGUGGCGCGCCGGGAGGCGACGGCGCGUGGGGACGGCCCCAGCACUGCCGACGAGGACUGGGCCAACAAGAACAGCACCGCACAGUCGCGCUCCUUCAAGAUCCUCGCGCAGAUCACCGGCACACACGACGAGGAGGCUGGUGAACUGGAGCCCGUGGAAAUGACCAGCCACGGCCGCUCCUCCCGCGCAAAGAAGCACAGGUCGCGCAAAUCCCGGGCCAACGACGCCACCAGCAGCGACGCGGACGAUCGGAAACCGCCGCGGAACUCGAGGAAGGGCGACGUGCCCGUCAACGGGCCCCGGGCCCCCGACGCCAGCGCCGCCAGCGCCAAGCGGUCGCGCGUCGCCAACAAGGGGCACUCGGUGCGGUUCGACGAGAGCAGCAAGGGAUCCGUCGCGGACGCGGCAAGCACCGGAGCGCAGGAACAGCAGCAGCAGCAGCAGAAACAGCAGCAGCAGAAGGCGCCGAAAGAGAAGCCCAAUGGGCCUGUGACGAAGCCUGUGGCCUACCCUCGUCCCGCGAACUCGUCCGUGUCCGCGUCUCCGAUCCGGCACGUGGAGCCAUCCCGCCGCCGCUCGUCGGCAGCCUCCUCGCUGUCGGCCUGGGGGGCCGCCCACCCCUCCUGCUCCUUCUCCUUGUCGUUGGGCGCCAAGCCGUCGGUCGCGUACCCCUUCUCCGCCUCCGCGGCCUCGCCCCCGUCGCGUUCCUCCACACCUGCUCCUUCUCCUCCUGCUGCUGUUCCACCUCCUCCUCCUCUUCUACUUCCCGGUGAUGGAGCAUCUCUGGCUCCCAGGAGCCUUGUGGGCGCUGCCCCGCAAUGCCCCCCCGCCUCCUCCUCCGCGCAGCCUCUCUCCCUCGCUUCCUCCAACUCCCCCGUGAGCCGGACGGCACAGAGCUCCACCGUAAGGACAAACUCGUCGGUUUCAUCUCGGGCUGUGACUGGCUCGCAGCUGGCUAGCGCGCGUGCUACGAUCCGGGCUGCCCUAUCCGGCCAGAGCGGGCUUCCCAAUGGGCCUCCUUCGCCACCACGGCCCCAGUCGGCGCUCGAAGCGCUUCAUCUCUCGCCGUCGUUUGGGCCUCCGCGAGUUCUGCCCAGAACCGCUGCUCCUUCGCCACGUUACGGUGCCCACACCCCUGGGCUCAGCAGGGACGAGCCUGUUCCCGUUGCCACGGCGACCAUGUCGGUGAAGACGUCGACUCGGAAGCCCCCCGGGGCCACGACGGGGCCCCCCAAAUCGACGGCCGAGCCCAUGGGCCCCCCGCCGCCCUCCGUCAAGGCGCACACCGCUCCCCCGCAGGUCGUUAAAACCGCAGGGCUGUCGUGGACGCCCAACGGGGCCUCGGCCCGCCCCCCCCUCUCCUCCUCCGGGGCGGCGGCGGCGGCGGGCCCAGCCGUCGCCGCCGCCGGCUUCGGCAUCCAGGCCAAGACCAAGGGCCCCACGGCAGGCGCCCAGGAGGGCGUCGCCGCCAAGGUGGGCUCGGCGGGCGGCGGUGGGGCCGGCGGCGGCGGCGGCGGCGGCAUGCAGGCCGGGUGGGGGGCGCCCGGCAGCGGCCUCCUCGUGCAGAGGGCCGAGCACGUGCCCGAGGCCCUGCGCGCGCCGUUCUGCAACAAGUGCAACAACAUCAUCCGAGGCCCGUUUAUAGUUGCACUGGGCCGAUCGUGGCACAAGGAUCACUUUAACUGCUGCCAUUGCAACUCGUGCCUGGCCGACACGGGCUUCGUGGUGGAGGCGGGCAAGGUGUACUGCCAGGGCUGCUACGGAAUGUUCUUUGCACCCCCGUGUGGCAAGUGCAGCCAGAAGAUCGUCGGGGAGAUCACGUACGCACUCAAGCAGGCCUGGCACUCCAACUGCUUCGUGUGCGCGUGCUGCAGCCAGCCCAUCGGCCAAGGCGUCUUCCACAUGGAGGAUGGAGAUCCCUACUGCGAGAAGGACUUCUUCAGGCUGUUCAGCACCAAGUGCGAGGGCUGCGACUUCCCCGUGGAGGCCGGCGACCGCUACGUGGAGGCCCUGGGCCACACGUGGCAUGACACGUGCUUCGUGUGCACCGUGUGCCAGGUGAACCUGGAAGGGCAACCCUUUUACUCCAAGAAGAAUAAGCCCCUCUGCAAGAAGCACGCCAACUCCAUCAACAUCUGAGCGACGCGCGGCCCGCCCGCCCUUCCCGCGGGAAGCACGAUGGCUGGGUUUUGGUGGAGGGGGGG
Molecule: messenger RNA, 3695 nt
Organism: Petromyzon marinus (sea lamprey)
Lineage: Eukaryota; Metazoa; Chordata; Hyperoartia; Petromyzontiformes; Petromyzontidae
Source: RefSeq, a predicted model, not a curated record